Molecule: messenger RNA, 24390 nt
Organism: Xyrichtys novacula (pearly razorfish)
Lineage: Eukaryota; Metazoa; Chordata; Actinopteri; Labriformes; Labridae
Source: the annotation of a GenBank genome assembly
AGUGACGUUGCGUACGGUCGCCGGGAGAAGUUUGAAAAAUAAACGUGAAACUUUUUUUUCCAGUAACGUUGACUGUCAGCGUUGUUUCACUGACUAUUUCUACGCCACGAAAUCAAAUUUGAAGACUAUCGCAGAGGGAGUUUAUCUUUAGGUAAGUGUUGAUUUUUUUAUAUUAAAGAUAAGGUGAAGUUGCUAGCUGAAGCUGUAUGUGUUCAAUUCUGACAUGAGGGAACUGGCUGUCAACAUGCUGCUGCUGCAUUCACUCCUCAAGACUCGGUUUAAAUCUUCACAACUUGAACCAGAGACGGUUGAUUUUAAAAUGGAUUUCGCACUUUUAUAGAGACUGGCCGUCGUGACUUAAUGAAAGUUAGCCCAGUUUGCUAACUGUCACCUUCCUACCGCCGCGUUAGCUGAACUCACAGCGAGCAGACAGUCUCCUCCGAGCAGAGCUGCAGAGCUUCAGAGCUCGACACCCGAGCUGAAGCAGAGGACACCUGUCACUGUGCACAUACAGGCUCUCACACAUACACAGACACAGAGGCUCUUUGUGCUGUUAGAAACACUCUGGAGGGUCUCAAACUGUCAGAACCGAGAAGUCUGAGCAAACAGGUCUUGGACAGUUUGAAGAGGACAAACCAAGGUAACAUGAAUAUGCAGCUCAAACAUGUCAAAGAUGGAGACAGUCACAGUCUUAUUCAGUGUUUCUCACCUUUAACGCAUGCAAUGAAGUCAUUAAAAACUAUAUACUAAUAACAUAGUUGGUAUUAUUCAACUUUAGGGAGUAUGAACCACAGGCAACUCACCCUUUCUUUGAUUUAUAUGACCCAGCGUAACUAUCGUAGACACAGCAAGUAUGUUUGAUCGAUAAUGGAUAAAAAGCAAGACAAUAAUACAAUGAUAAACUGCAAUAUUUGAUUUAACAGAAGGGCUGCAAAAUGCUCUUUAAAAUUUAGUGAGUAGUUUUUCACGAUUAAAGUCUUUGUGUCAUUUCAUUCAUUGCAAAUAGUUGCAAUAGUUUUUUUCGUUUGUUUUGUUUUGUUUGUUUUUGCAAUGGACAAAAUUACUAAAUUUGAACAUUUUCUUGAAUAAAUGUUGUCGAAAAUCUAUUUUCUUAACGAUAAUAUUUCUACAAGUGACUUUUGGAUGUCUGUUCAGCCAUCUUUGACUAAUUCUGGCCAAUAAAAGUAAGUAUAUUAGGUUAUAAUGUGGAAUAAUGACUGUUGUAAUCAAUAAAAGUGUGUGUUUUAAUAGUGUACCGAUACAAUCAGUAAGAACAUGCUGGUUUGUUAAACUAAUGUAAUCAAACCUUUUAUUAGUCUCUCUACUAAUCCACUGUCUUUGAGGUGAUAUGAUAUGAUUUGAUAUUAAUAAUAAUACACUUUAUUUAUAGGCGCCUUUUAAAACACCCAAUGACACUGUGUACAGCGGAGUAUUCUGUUACUGACUCUCACCGUACAGUUAUUCCACUGCUGGUGCUAAAUACAGAUAACAAUAGUCAAAAAAUCAUUUGGUGCUUCAUAAUCUGUGGGGAGAUUUUGCAUCCUUUAGCUAAACAGAAACUAUGAUGUAAUCUGUUAUGCUUGUUUGUAAUUUAUCAGUUAUCGUAGAUUGCCAUUUUAUGAUAUUAUCAUGGAUUAUAUAUUGUGACACCUGUUGUACUGUGAUGAAGCAAACAAUCUGUAAUCCUUCAUUUUGACUCUUUAUGGUUUCUCUUUUCCUCACCUUCCUAACUGUACUCCUCUCUUUUUCCUCUUUACACUCUCCUCAUUUCUAGGCAGCGAUGUCUAGCCCAUCAGAUGAACCCCAGGCCGUACCAUCAGCCCACCUGAGGGUUGGUUCGGCAACUGCUGAGACUGUUGGAACAGAAGUUGAUCCCAAGACUAAACUCAGACAGCUACUGGAUCAGUGGGAGGAACAACAGCAGGGCACCACAGAGCAGCUGGUGUCCAUCCUGACAAAGUGAGCAGGGAUUGUUUCUAUUCAAGGCUGAUUUAUUCAUUAGAUUAGUUUAUUAAGAGGUACACAUUUCUGUUGUUGUGUUUUUCAUGAAGAUGACAGUGUUUCAUCUUUCUGCAGAAUUUCAGAACAGAUUGAACGAGAAACAGAAGUUUUUUACAAAGCAGACCCUGAUCCUUUUGAUGACCGCCACCCAGGUAGAAUUACAUUUACACUCAACAUGAAAAGUUUUGUUAAAACUGAUUUUGCAUCAGUCAGAUGUGAUUACCAACCAUCACUUCUUUGUGUUUUAAACCUUUAGUUUGUCUGACAGUGUUUUCUUAAGUUUCUGGCUGCUCUUUUUAUCUGUACAUGUCUGUUUUUCAGGUCGGGCAGACCCAGGCUGUGUACUGGGGCAGCUUCUGAAGACAAUCUUUUCGAAAGAUAACUUCAGUGAUGUGGUGAGAGCUUUUUUUUGUCAUAAAAAGGCACCAUCAAGCGUUUCUAGUACUUUUCAUUAUUCUAAAAACCUCCUUUCAAGAGUUUGAAAUGUUUCAUGUAUCAAACCAAAUGACUCAUAAUUUUAAGUUAAGAUAUCCUGUGGUGAAUUUUGAUAUCAAUUUUUAAUUGUACUGUUCUGUAUGCACAGCAGUUUCCAGAUGAUGUUUGUUCAUGAAAAUUUGCCCCAAAGACGUUUUGAAAUCAUAGAAAUUGUUCCAUUAAGAAAAUGUGAUUUUGACUGUCAUACAAAUUCUAUGCAAGUCAUGCACUAUGCCCUCUCUCCACAUAACACAUAAUGCAAAUUAUCUCAACCCUAGGACUCUAUUAUGGUUAUUACCUCCGCCAAGGAGGUUAUGUUUUUGGUAGCGUUGGCUUGUUUGUUUGUCUGUUAGCAACUUUAGGGAGAAAGAUACAGAUGGAUUGACCUGAAAUUUUCACCAGAGGUGCGUCUCAGCCCCAGGAGGAUCCCAUUGAAUUUUGGUGGUGAUCCGGAUCGCCUUCUGGAUCCAGGAAUUUUUUGAAGGAUUCUUUAUCAUUGUGAGAUAGGGCAAAUUUUGGAAUUUUUGCAUUUAACUCUAUAAAAAUGUCUAGAGUCUUUAGUAAAAAAUUACACAAAAGGAUCUCAAUGAGUUUUAUGAGGUGUCAAAGGUUGACCCUGAUCCGAACAAAAUUCCGGAUACUGUGAUCCAGAACACACAAAAAUAAGGGUUUCGUUGGAAUUUUCAAUGCUGAAAGAUAACCAAUGAAGAUACAAGGAAGUGUACGCUUACAAAUAUUGCAUAAUAAAUCGUGCCUUUAUGUAUCUAAUAUGAGCUGUGUUGUUUUAGGAACAUUAUGAACAGUGAACAUACCAGUUCAAACACAAAUAAAAGUUAAUAAAAGACACGUAACAGUAAAAGUUUUGGUGUGAAUCACAAUAUAAGGGGGGACAUGAGCUGCUUGGCGGAGGUCUGCGCUCUCCGAGUGCUUUUCUAGUUGAAAACUUAAAAUAACAGCAGAGAAACAUGUUUUUACAGUCAGAAUAAACGGUUUUGUUCCACAGAGAGGGACUCAUUAUAACAUGUAACAUUGUCUUUUUUGAUAGUUUUAUGAUAAAAAAUGAAACUGCCGUAGAAAGGAGUUAUUAUGACUACUUUGCGUUUGCAUUGCAGCUGGUGGACACAUAUAUAAUGACCAGCAGAGAGCUGAGCCUUAACACAGCAGCCUGCCGUGUGCUUCUAAACGUCAUACCUGGUCUGGAGACCUCCAUCGUCUUUCAAGAAAAGGUAAAAUUUACCUUUCAGCAGAAAGUGCAAAAUAAAAGAGAUUUGUAAAGGCUGGUAAAGCAUGAAGUGUGAGGUUCUUUGCAGCAGAUCACUUAUCUGGUUCACUCUUUAUAACUAAUUAUUGACAUCACUGUAAGUUGACAUUAAUCUUCCAUGUCUGUCCUUAAAAUGCUGAGACACGUUAAAGCAGCAAAGUGUCAUCAGUGUGUCUUUGAUGGGUCUACAACCUGUGAAUGUGUCAACUCUUUUGUGUGUGUGCGUGCGUGCGUGCGUGCGUGCGUGCGUGCGUGCGUGUGUGUGUUACAGGUCGGUCUGGUUGACAAGUUGUUCACCUGGGCUCGUGAAGCAGAGCGACCGCUGUGUGUUUACAGCACAGGCCUGCUGGCCAUAGCCAUGGGUGACCAGGAAGCUGCGAUCAACCACAGAGAACAGAACUCACAGCUGGUGGGUCUGACACGCUUUAUUGUUCACUGUACUCUCACAUGUUUACCUGCACUGAAAUUAUUGGAAGUUCUGUGGAGCACGAUUGACAGAUGUGGUCCAACUUGUUCUGGAAAGGUUUUACACUGUAUGGAGUUUGUUGUUAUUUGAAAUGAGGUCAAGUCGAUUUGUGACUUCUUCAUCACAUACAGUACAUUCUUGUGUAAACAGGGAGCACUGCAGUGGAAAGGACACACAUAUUUCUCAUCAUUCCUAUCUUACCUUGAUUGUAAACCUUAUUAGUUUGUAAAACUUAUUUGUGUUUUAACAAAGUAAAAAUACUGUAAUGUAGCUGAUAAAACUGAAGUGAUGAACUUUCCUCAGCACUGAAAGAGACAGCUUGAUUCAUGCCAAUUAUAUCAACAUAAUAACACAGCCAUGCCUUAUUAUUAUUAUUAUUAUUAUUAUUUAUUUUAUUGUAUUUAAUAGGAGUGGGAAUCACCACUGGCCCCACGAUACGAUAUUAUGACGAUACUUGGGCCACGGUACGAUAUUAUUGCGAUUUUUAACAUUUUGCAAUACAGUAAAUAUUGCGAUAAAUAUAUUGCAAUUUAUACAUUUUUUUAAAACUGUUUAGCUAAUUUAGCAUUUGUCUUUCCUUUAUGUUUGUCUUAUUUACACAGUAUUUUAUUUUCAUGUAGCACAUCUUGCAAACCUAUUUGUUGUAUGAACUUUCUCCUGCUCCAUGAUGUCCACCUCUGCCAACCUCACUGGACAAACAGUUGAUUUUAUUUUUUCAUUAUCAUAGAUUUGACCUCAUAUUAGCAAUUAGUUUGAACAAUUGAUACUUGGUAAAUGAGACUAUAAGAUGUAUCACCAGAAAAAAUAUUGUGAUACUAUGCUGUAUUGAUUUUUUCCUCCCAUCCCUAUUAUUUAACCAGGAAAGUUAGCCUAGUUGUCCCAGGUAGGUUCAAGAGUAGAGGGAUAUAUGCAGUAAGAAGUCUACUGACACAUGUGCUUGUGUUUUAGACGUGAAAAACAGAAUAGCCGCAUGCAGAGGAAAGAAACACGUCUUUCUUAGAUUGUAAAAUGAACUCUGCAUGGGCAGCUGUUGGUUCUUGGUUUAAUGAAAAUGCAUCAUCCAGUCUGUUUAAAGCUGCACAAGCAGAUUUAACUGACCUCCUAUUUGCAGUUGUCAUCACCCUCACUUUCAAAUCUAAGACUAUAGUUGGUUUAGGAUAUCUGACAGUGGACGGACAUGGUUCAGAAUGAGAGCUGGUCCAAACUUUCCUUCCAGGGAAAAUGAAAAUAAGCUGGCUGAUGGGUCUGUUGAUGCCAGGCUGCAGGAAAGCCACACUGAGAUAGACCUGAAGAAGGAAGAGGGUAAAACAGGAUUAGUCUAAAUCCUCUAACUACUGCAGUUCUGUCAUACUGUCGAGUUCUAAAUUAAAGGGAGAGUUCAGUUUUUAUGAAGUUGGGUUGUAUGAGGCUCUUGUCUAUAGUGGGUUUGUUCAUCAAAGGGGAUCCCAGUCAGCUGGUCCCCUUUGUUGAGAAACCGGAUGAUGCCUACUCUUUUAAGACUGACUCUGGUUUUAUUAUUGAAUUUUUUUUGUCCUUUUUUUUCCCUCUGGCUCCUGCUGUAACAUCUUAACUGGCUGAGAAUGGCUAAAACUAAUCUGGACGCCUCUUUAUGACCUUCAAAAGUAUUGAGACCAUCAACAAUGAGACUGAGAAUGACAGAAUUUUUGUGCCUGAUGCCUAAAACUACUGUGAGGAGUAUAUGUCAGACCAGAGGAUUGACAGCAGACUUAGGAAACAGUCCUUUUUUACAUUUUCAUGGCAAAUGCUCACAAUGAAUGAUACGUUUCUCCUUUAAAAGACAUCAGGAUGACUUUUUGUCAGAAAAUACUACUCUGAACUGUACAGGUAAGAGAGAAGAGGUAUUAUUCUGACCACAGGGGGGUACCAAAACAGACACAAACCAAAUGUUCUCCUCAGCAGCUUUCACUGGCUAAUGUUCUCCAUAUUUACAAGCUUGUCAGUGAGCGCAUAUUAAAUGUUUAUUUGAGGUGAAUAAUGGCAGAAAUAAAGACUUUUUUGAAGCACUUAAAACUUCUUUUUAGAGUAGGCUCACUAAGGGUUAUAAUUUGUGAGUAGAUAUGAAUCCAUGUUGUCCAAUAACUUUCCUCAUAUAAAGACCAAAAAACAUGAGUGGGGAUUUUUGGAUCUGAUUUCUGUUGUAAGACAUGUUCACUUCUUACAGUCCCAAAAACUCUUUAUGUUUUAGCGAUCACUUUUUUUCUCUCAACACCCAGGUACCGCUCAUGAUUCAGCGCCUGCAAGAGCUACAGAGAGAAGACCAGAAGAGUCACUUCAGUCCCAUCAAAAUACCACAGAACCUACCUCAGGACUCUCAGGUUGAACCAACUGAAACCUCAAGCGUCUCAACAGACCAGCAAGAAAAGGCAGAUAUGGAAAAUGAUGGUCAGAGGGAAAAGAGAAAACAGAGAGACGAAGAUGGCAGCAGGCCGGUGUCGAAGCGUCCCAAACCUUCGUCACAGCUCGACUCAGCUCCAAAACACAGCAACAGCAGUGGAGGUGGACCCAGCUCAACCCGCCUGCUCCCAGAGUUUGUAUACCAAGCAGGCCAGGAGACUCCUGCUCGAGAGACGGAGGACAGGCAGGGGGAAGGACAAGGAGGAGGAAGCAAUGGAGUAGCGAAUGAGAAUGGGAGGAAGGCCAAGAAGAAACUCAGCUUCACCUCCUCCUCCUCUAGUAGGACUGAGGAGGAACUGGAAAAGAAUGAAUCCAGCGACCAGCCGACCAGCAGCACCUCCUGGUCUGAGAUGAGCUCAGUGAUGCUCGGUUCAGACUACUGCCUGUCCCCUCUGAGCUCAGCCAUGGAGCAGAGGCUCAUCCUGCAGUAUCUGACCCCACUUGGAGAUUAUCAGGAGGUAAGUCUGUAGACAGAAACAGUUAAAGGUUUGUAUUUAAGAGUGGAAGAAAAACUAAACAAAAUGUGGGGAUGCUUGCAGUUCCUCGCCUACGUCAAACGAAAAACAAGAGCAAACCGCACUUAACAGUCAAACUUGAUGGCUUUGAUGUACUUUGUGAAUUUGACCGUGAGACGGAGCAGAUAGUGGGGGUAAAUCCUGCACAAAUUAUAAAGAUAAAAACUUUUAUUUGAGUGCAGUCUCCCUUUGAAAGAAACCCUGCAUAAAAAAAAUGGGUUUACCUUCCUGAGAAAUUGUAAGAAAGAAACUCAUCGGUACACCGCCACUGUUUCUGUGACAUCAAAUGGUUACAACCUCCCCUGCAUGACUGAUGUGAACUGAGCUUUUUCAGUAACUCAAGCACAGUGUAAGUGAAGAGGACGACAAUAUGUAUUUAUUUGCAGAUGAAGCGUCAAAGUGAGAUCUCCAGUGACGACUGCAGAUGCAUUUGCAGAUGUCCAACUUUAUCACUGUCGUCCUCCUCUCUUAUCCUGUGCUUCUGUUAUUGGAAAAGGGUCAACAGACGUCACACAGGCAAAGUUUAGGGGAGACACACAGAGCACCCAGAGUGCUGCAGUGAAAGUAACAAUAGCGUGAGUUUACUGGAUAAAAAACAUCCACAUCUUUGCUCUCUUUUUGUUUGGAGUACAUCUGGAAUAUAACAACAGGAAUCAAAUCAGGUUAACUUAAAAAAAAAAAAAAAUUAUGCAGAGCCCCUAAAGGCAGUACAGAGUCUGUGUUGUGUUUCUUUCAUAUUUACAAACAAGUAUUGAGUCAAAACUUUGAAUUUUAAUACUUAAAGACCCACUCUGAUGAAAAUCAUGUUUUCCUUGUUGUCUAAAUGUUCAUAUAGAAUUUUUCUGAUGCUACAGGAUAUAUCAUGAGAAAACUAAGUGUGCAAUUGCAUUUCUGAGUAUUUCUGCAUUAAAAUCGCUGUGAAUCUCUCACAGUCCCAAACGGCAGGAUAAGAUACAGUGAGAUUUCCUACAUAGCAAAUCCAAGCUCCGCCCCUGGAGCCCCGCUAUGCAGGUCAGACUCAGAGAAAUAGAAAGGACGAUCGUGGAACAAGCGUGUGUGUUAGCAGAUUGCAAUGUUCGUGAGAAAGCUAAGAUGAUAUUAGCUUUCAUCAUGUCCCCAAAGACAUUGAGAGACGAGAGCUGAAUAGCUCCUAUGUUACCUGCUACUUCUCCUACACUGGCAAUGUUAGGCUGUAAGCUAACGUGAAGAGGAGUGUGCAGAGCAGCGCUGUCUCCGCCCACGACUCAGAGGCGAAUUGCUAAUGAGCUACAGGAACUCUGCGGAAGAAAAGCUCUAGAAAAUGACACAGGUAACGUGAUUUCAGCUAAAAAACUUCAGAAUCACAAUUUAGAGACCACUGAGAACACUUUAAGUAGUUAAAAAAAAAACGAUCAGAGUGGGACUUUAAAGCUUCUGUGUGGAACUCUGUGUCAGUUCUGGCACCCCCUUUUGGACAAAGCAGUCUUUUGCUUAUCUUUUCUUGAGUGGUGUCUUCUGACAAAAUGAUCCCACCCUGCUGAUUUUUGAAAGUCAAAUAUAUCUUUCUGUGAAUAUUCCAAAUGUAUUCAUCUUUUCCUCCUGUGGUUCCACUGACACCUACACCCUCACUCUGGUUUCAGGCAUAAAAAAAACUAACUUCUAAAAUCGUCAGACUUGUUGUUGCUGAUGGUUUUUUUUUGCUUAAAGGCAUCAAUGUGAGUUUCAUAAAUGUCAAAAAAAAAUCCUCACAGGAGCUUCAAUCUGAGCAAAGUUUCAUAUUUUGAGGUAAACCUGAGACCUCAGGCUGCUCUUUAUUGCAAGAAACAAGACUGAUGAACGCAACAGUUUUAAUGACAAAAUAGAGCCCAACAAUCUCAGACAAGUGCUGGAGGAACUGAUAAACACAAAUUUGCUGCUGCCAUAUUUUCAGCCAUAGGAUGCGUUAUCACCUGUCACAGACGUAAUUCAGGAUCAUCCCUAAUAAUACAAAAGUCACAAAAACUCAUUUAGAAAUAGAAACUUUGGAGUUGCCAUGGAAACCUGAGUUUAUGUAGAUUGAACUCCUAAGAUUCUUUUCUUUGGGGUGCUGAACGAUGUUAUUACACUUCACAUAAUUCUCACACAGGCUGAUCUAAUGUAACUCCAAUCUUUCUCCCGUCCCUGCAGCUGCUGGCUGUCUUCAUGCAGAUGGACACUUGGACAUUGCUGAUGAACUACAUAGACCUCAAAAAGACGAAAAAUGUCCAGCUCACCUAUGAUGCACUUCUGGUAAGACUGUGGCGGCAGUUCAAACCCAUCGAAUAACAUGAUUCAACAGGGACUUUUAAAAACUUAACUUAAAAAAAGACCAAAAAAGUUUUCAAGGAUUGUCAGAUAAUUCAACUUGAGCCUUUCAAACAUUUUUGCGUCACAUUUUCUUGUUUGUGAAAAGUUUUAAAUCAGUGAAGUUUCUACAAGAAUCAGUAAAAAGGAUUUUCAAUUCAUGCCAGGUCAGCUAGAGGAGAAACACAACAUAACCUGAUUUUUUUUACUCUACUAAUUUACAUGUAUGCUGUAUGUUGUCUGGUCUGGAAGAGCCUUUAACAGGACUACUCCUCCCAGCUCAGCAGCAUGUCUGUGUGGGAAGGAUAAGCUGUACUUUGGAGGGUGGGGCUGUGUUGAGCUCAACUAAGAUUAAAUUGACCAACUUUAUUCAGUGGAGGCCUCACCUGUUGACAUCUAAUGAUUGUCUACAUCUUCGCCUAUUUUUAUUCAGGGCUCUGGAGGAUCAUUAUACCGUGACAGGGAUUUCUGUGUAUGACAAAAAAGUUUUAAAACUAACCCACUUCCCUCAAUAACAACAAAAUUAAUAAAAUAGUAGUUUUCUUGUGGAGAGACUAGAGCUUUUAUGUCUCCAAAACAAGCUCUCUCUGUUCAAGAUUAACAUGGUUCAUUGCCUCUUCAUUCAUUCUGAAAGAAGUUCAAAUAUUGAACAUGUUCUUUGUGCCCAUCUAGAUACUCCAAACCAGAUUUUUGUGACUUUUGCAAAAUGCCGUUAUAUGUAGAACAUGUUAAGAAAACUAAAGUGAUAUUCUUUACUGUAAUCAAAGAUGCCCUUUUUCUCUCUGUCUUUAGUAUUUGGCCUCAUUGCUCCUCCACAAGAAGUUUGCAGCUCAGUUCAUCUCUCAGGGAGGCGUCCAGAAACUUCUGGAGAUCCCGAGGCCGUCUAUGGCGGCAACUGGAGUCUCGCUCUGUUUGUAUUACCUGGCAUACAACCAGGAUGCUCUAGAGAGGGUAAAGGAAGCACACAAAAGAGACACGCUCAUCAGAGUUGUAGACCUAAAUGAAAAUGAAUUUUCUAAGGGUUCAUUCAAAGUUUUAGUUUCUUGUUACAGUUAUAACAACUAAGACUCAGCGGCUGCUCUCUGUUCCUUGUCUUUCUUGUUUCUGUGUAUUUGUAGGUGUGCACCCUCCAAGAUAGCGUGCUUUCAGACAUGGUGUCCUACGCUCUGUGGCUACUGGAGUCGUCCCACGCUUCAGGCGUCUGUCACGCCACCAUGUUUUUCUCUAUUUCUUUUUCUUUCAGAGCGGUGCUGCAGCAUUUCGACCGCCAAGAUGGCCUGCGGAGGCUGGUCAACUUGGUCAGUGUCAAAUCUUUUAUCUUGCAUCAUAUUUCAAAAGUGGAAUAUUCCAUUUUGCUAAAUUUAUCAAAUUAAUUUGUCCCUAUUUAUUUAUCAAAAGCUUUAACUGCAUUCUGAUGUGUCACCUUGUAGAUCAGUACUUUGGAGAUCCUUGACAUCACGCAAAUAGACUCCAUACUGAAUGAUGACCUGGUUUUCUCUGGCAGACAGACAGCCAAACACACCUGCAUGGCCCUGCGCAGGUAUGACAGUAGAAGGAUAGAUGAAUGAAUAUCUGCCAGGUUCAUGAAUGUUGGUAGCUCUAUUGUAGUGCUUCCUCAGCUGCUUGGCCAUCAUGGUGUUCCUCAGGGGUCAAUCUUUGGCCCUUUUCUUUUGUAGGGUUAUACCAAUCGCAAGCAGCUUUACUUUAGUUGAACUAAAAUAACUCAUUAACUUUUCUCUGACAAAACAGGGGUCUGUAUAAUAGGCCUUGGAAGUGUCUCUCUUAAAAUCAAGUGAGAAAAAGAUUUGAUGUACUCAACUCAUAGACUGUAUAUAGAAUGGACACUGUCUGCCUCCUCGCUGGGUGAAGCCACCAUGAGAACAGCACCCUCUGGUGAUGUGCUGCAGCAUAGGUCAUAAAUCCUGCCUCCUCCAGCAAUCCCUAUGUGGAGCUGUGGACAAACUUUAGAAAUGUAUGACACAGAACAUACAUUUUUUAAGUUAUAACUCAGCAUCUUGUUACAUUAUUAUUUCAGGUUUUAUUACAUUUUGUGUCAUUGUUACAUUUCGAGCUAUUAAGGCUAGGACAGUGGAGAGGAUAGAAACCUGGGAAAGAGGGUGAUGAAUGAAGAGCUGCAGGCUGGAGUUAAACCUAGGCUGCCUAUUUCAAGGACUACAUGGAGUGUACAAUUUGACUGCUUGGCCAAGUUGAUGUUUGAAUUGAUUGUAACUGACUUUUUCCAGGUACUUUGAGGCUCACCUGGCAUUAAAGACUGAACAGGUUAAACAAUCUCUGCAUUCAUCAGACGGGAGCACCAAGGUAUACGAUUUAUUUAUCAGCAUCAAAGUUUGGGACCGGAAAUGUUUAUACUUUCAGGUAUCAAACUUUUGUGUGGGUAUCUCCUUUUUUUCCAGGCGUGUACCUACACCAGAGAGCAGAUUAUCGAGAUGGUGGAGUUCCUCAUCGAGUGUGGACCUCCUCAGCUCUUCUGGGAGCCGGUGGAGGUUUUCUAUAAACUGUCCUGUGUCCCUUUACUGCUGCAGCUAAUAUCUUUAGCAUGUGACUGGAGGACUUACUACGGCAGGUAAAGCGAAGUCCUUUCAUAUGCAGACUUUUUGACAAUCAUGGUUUGGUCACUCAUUAAGGCAGGAAAUCCCAAAACAGUAGUUGUUUGCUCUCAUGUUUUAAUAAUGUUGUUUGUUUUCUCCUGUUCAUCCAUGUUAAUGUAUUUAGACAUUUCUGAUUUACUGCAUCUUUUCUCAUUUCAUUUCUCAUCCUGUCUCUCUGGACCUACGUGCCCCUUCAGGAGUGACACAGUGCGAUACGCUCUGGACAUCCUAGCUAUCCUUGUGGUGGUUCCCAAAGUACAGUUAGUGCUGGCAGACACUGUGGAGGUCCUGGAUGAGAUGAAUUCUCCUGUUUCCACUGUGGGUCAGUAAGACUGCUCUUUCUUCUCUUUUAGUUUCACAUUUGUGAAAAGGUCUAUAGAUGUACUUCAGUGUGACUUUUCUAUAUCUGCUGCAGGUAUGAGCAUCAUUCUGGGUGUUGCAGAGGGCGAGGUGUUUGUGAAUGACGCUGAGAUCCAGAAAUCUGCACUUCAAGUAAGCAGAUGUCUUUAACUAUAACAGCUGAUAGUUCAGCCAGCAGCAUGGUUCAAAUCCAGAUUCACAUUUCUUCAUUCGCGCUGACAGCUGGAUUCGUUCUGCAGUAAGAUGACGACAUACAGUUUGACACCCAGUUAGAACUGUAACAUUAACCUCCAUAAAAUCAUCAAAAUAAACAAGAAAAUUUUAGACAUAAAAACAUGAUCAAAAAAGUGCUCUGAGCACCACCAAUCAGAGUAUCAGUGAAAGAGAGACGUAUCAGUGACUGAGGUACAUAAAUAACAAUAAUAAUAAUAACUUUAUUUUUAUGUGUAGCACCUUUAAAAACAGCUGUUUACAAAGUGCUUUAACAGAUUAAACAAACAAAAGUAAAUUGACAGUUAAAAAUUGACGGUUGAUGGCAUCACAUCAGGAAGAUGGAAAAGAAGACGGUGGACAGAGGAUGGAUAAAAGAGAAGGAAAGAGUGUUAAAUACAUAGUUACUACAAUAAGAUAAGGUAAAAUAAGAGUAAUAAUGAAAAGGGAGGGAGAAUAUAAAACAUAGAAAAAUGGUAAAAACAGGACUAAAAAUGAUAAGAAACCAGUGGGGAGACUAAAAACAGCAGGAAUAAAAAUAGUUUAAAAGUAAUUGAAAGAUGAUGACCAUUGCAAUAAGCAGAAGAAACAACAUAUUUAUACAUAUACAGUAUAUACAAUCAAAAGAUAUAGUGCUUAUAAAUAAUCUCAGUGCAGCAAAUACUGACGGCCAAAAAUUUCAGCUCAGCCGUUUUUGCAGCACCUUGGGGCCAAAACCCUCAGUUGUUUAACAUUUGGUGUGAUCUAAUGACUGACCUGAUGAACUUGGUUCACUGAGUUUAGAUGUUUGUUUCAGGUGGACAUGGCAUGAAAUAAAAAAGCUUUGACACUGGCAUCUUUAAGUUUACUACAGAUAUUUAGUUCGAUUUUCACUACGUCUCCAUUUAGUGAGCAAUGUUUUGAAUGUAUGAAGUGGUUCACUCUGUUUCUAUGUGUAGGUCAGGCCAGCUGUAUAGUGUUAGGAAGAUUUCUUCCUCUAGACAUCCUUAAAGGGAUAUUCCCGCGUAAAUUUGAGUCAUGGUCAAACACACCGUAACACCGGGUUUGACACCCCCCUGAGAGAUAAAUGUUGCCGACUGCUAGCUUCUCUAGUUAUACCGACUUCAGCAAUGGCCACAGGAUAGCAAUACACAGUGGUCUACGUCUCCAUGCCCAAAAGCUCAACCAAAAGGCCAUUCUACAGUGAGCCCUGACAAGUUGAUCCCCAAGAGCAGUGGAGUUUCGCAGCUCAAGGAUGAACAUUUAUGAUCAUUUCUUCAUGGAAAUAGCAUCAGACCGAGACGCUAAGGCAGAGGAACUACCAUGUCUGCAGUGAACAAUGAUUAAUAUGAUGAUUAUUACUUCAAAGAAUGAUCCCCUGCACUUGUUGAUUGACUCGUCAAAGGAACCAGCCAAAGCUAAAAAAUUGUUUGAUGGCUCAUACUCUGGGACACUAUAUGUGCUGUUGAUGAAGUUAGGUGCUGUCAUUAUUUGUGGUUAUAGAGUGGCGUUUUCAUUGAGGUUUGCACGUGGUGACAUAGACUGCUGUGUAUUGCUAUCGUGUGAUUGUUACUAAAGUUGGUAUAACUAGAGAGGCAAGCGGUCAGCAACAUUCAUCUCUAGAGGGGGUGUCUAAACCAGUGUUACGAUGUGUACUUAAAUUUACGUCAGAAUAUCCCUUCCCUUUAACAUUGAGCUCAAAAAUAUGACCUCCUGGUUUCAGUGAGUCCAACAACAGACCGAGACGGAUCAGAUUCCUUAAAUCAAUGUACUUUAUUAAUUUACCAGAUGAAAGUAUGGAAUAGAAGUGUAGCCCAGCAUGCAGGAGUGUCAUUUUCAUUUCUCUGUGUUUGUUUCCUCUCUAACAAACCUUCUCUCCUCCGUUUUUUUCCUCCUUUGUGUCUCUUCAGGUCGUAAUAAACUGUGUGUGCGCCCCCGACCAGAACACAUCUGGUGCUUUUGCCGUCAACCCCCUCAGACCGCCCCCCCACCUCAAGCAGCCCCCUGCUCCACAUAACAGAGUGCUGGUCCACAUGUGGCAGGUAGUGCAGAACAACAAUGGCAUAAAGGUAAGAAUUAAAGGGAAAUUUCACAAAUUAAUAUUUGUUUCAAAGAAAUGUGUCUUAAAACGCUCAUCAAAUCCUCUCACGUCCCUCUCCUCCAGGUGCUUCUGUCUCUGCUGUCAGUGAAGAUGCCGAUCACAGACGCAGACCUGAUUCGUGCUCUGGCCUGCAAAGCGCUGGUUGGACUCUCACGCAGCUCAGCGAUCAAACAGAUCAUCAGCAAACUGCCGCUCUUCACCAGCGGCCACAUCCAACAGGUGAGCAUGAAACUAGAACUCUUCAAAGUCAAGGUUUUAUCGCGGAAUGAGAAACAUCAAUAAUGAAGUCAAAUGCAGAUGUCAGAGAUGACGUGCAUUAACGACUAAUUUACUUUGUAUAAACGCAGCUACUGACUCACCAGCUCUGCCGGUCUGGAAAAUCUCUGAGCAUGUACUUCAACUAUUGCAGCUGUAUACACCAUGUGUUCUUGGGUUAUUGUUUGAGGCAUUUUUAGACGCUUUUAUUUCUCUAAUUUCUAAAUUCCAACACAUAGUUCAAGAAAAAUAUAAAACACUCUAAUCGACUCAGACUUCUCACAUAUCUUUUAUCAUUUUAUCUCCCCAGCUGAUGAAGGAGCCAGUCCUGCAGGACAAACGAAGUGAACACGUCCGUUUCUGCAGAUAUGCAGCAGAGCUGACAGAGCGAGUGUCAGGAAAACCUUUCCUCAUAGGCACUGACGUCUCUCUGGCUCGUCUGCAGAAAGCAAACGUAGUCGCCCAAUCACGGAUCAUCUUUCCUGAGAAGGAGCUGCUCGUGCUGAUCAGAAACCACCUGGCAGCCAAAGGGCUUCAUGACACGGCAAACACUCUCGUUAGGGAGGCAAAUCUACCUGUAACAUCCCUCUGCCUAAGCUCCUCCUCCUCUUGUGUCACCCCUCCUCCCUCCUCGGUGAUCCCAAGGACUUGCAGAUUGGGGACUUGGGUUGGAUCCUCUCCUGUGUCCUCAGCCCCCUCCGCCCCUACAAUUCGCUCCCCUGUCAUUUCUCAAGCGUCAUGUAACCCUUUAUCCACCUCUGCUCUCCACCUGCCUCCUCAUCCUUCCUGUCACAACACACCUCCAGGACAGAGCUCACCUCUGGCUGGGCGGAUUUUAUUCUCACGGGAGCGCCCGAUGGCCACAUCCAACUCAGGGAGAAAACUUCGCUGUCUAAAACCGAAGUCUGACCACGGUGCUUUCAUACAGGUCGGAUUUUUGCUGCUCUCAUGUUUUAAUGUUGCUUUAUUUUUCCUGAAACAACAGCCAGAAAGUAACAUUAAAACAGCAUUUACCACGCUUUGUUAUUCUUUUGUUCAAGUAUCGACAUGAACUCGUAGCAGAUACCAUUUUUCAUUUUUCUCUCCUGCUCAGACUCCAGCCAUGAAGAAGCAGCCAGAACACCUCCUCCCUUCCCCGCCGACCCUCGACAGCAUCAUAACAGAGUAUCUGAGGGAGCAACACGCUCGCUGCCCAAACCCUGUCACCACCUGUCCCCCGUUCUCCCUCUUCAACCCUCACCGCUGCCCUGAACCCAAACAGAAGAGGCAGGCGUCACCCAAUUUCACUGCCCGCCUGGGGAGCAGAGUGCUGUACCCCAAAUACAGAGGAAUGUACAGAGGGUGUCUGGAUAGACAUCUCAUGUUUAGCAGGUAGAAGCAGAUACUUUUAGCUGAUAUAAUGUUUUUUUUUUGUUUUUUUUUGCAUUGUUUUACAUCUUGAAGCCUCUUCAUUUUGAGCCAAAACUUGUCUUUUAAAAAUCACAGUAAGGUCUGUAAAACGAGUUUGAAAAAGCACGAUAACUUCUACAUAACCCCUUUCAUCAUUUGUCUUUUUGUAACUCUUGGUCCAGGUUUCGUCCGAUGUCCAUCUUCCACGAGGGCGGCUAUACCUCUUGUGCCUUCUCAGCCAGUGACCGUUUCCUGAUGCUGGGAACUUACUCGGGUCACCUCAAGUUUUUUAACGUCUUCUCUGGACAGGAGGAGGCCAGCCACGCCUGCCACAUAUCAGCCAUCACAAACCUCGAACCCUCCAGGGUACACAAACAUGCACUCAUGUGUCAUGGUGUCAUACAGUAGGCCGCUUGUUUGUGGGGGGAGCCCUGACGAGUCGAUCAAUGAGUGCAGCUGAUCAAUUCCUUGAAGUGAUAAUCAUCAUAAUAAUCAUCUUGCACUGCAGACGCUGUAGUUCUUCUGCCUCAGUGUCUUGGUCUGAUUGCAUUUCCAUGAAGUAAUAAUCAUAAUUUUUCCGCUGCAUUCGGUGAUCAACUCGUCAGGGCUGUGUUGGGUUUAGUCUCUUUGCUAAAGAAAUUAGGCAAAGCUAAAAAGAUGUUUGGUGGCUAGUACUAUGUGCUACAUCCCUAUAUGUACUGUUGAUGAAGUUAGUUGCUGUUCUGAGCAUUAUUUGUGGCUAUAGAGUGGCUUUUUGGUUGAGGUUUGCACGUGAAGAUGUAGACCACUGUGUAUUGCUAUUGUACGGUUGUUGCUGAAGUUGGUAUAACUAGAGAAGCAAGUGCUCAUCCAAAUUCAUCUCUUGAGGGAGUGUCUAACUCGGUGUUACGGUGUGUCUGAUCAUGACUUCAAUUUAUGCCGGAAUAUCCCUUUAAUUCUAAACCACUCCUGACUUAGAAUGGGAUGCUCACUUCAGCAGCUACAUCUGAGAAUUGGUUGAUAACGCUUUCUUGCCCGUCUUUCUUCUCUUAUUAUGAAUGAAGUUUUUGUAAAAGAAUAUGGAGUGAACCUGCAUUUGAAAUCUUGUAUGUUUCUUGAUAAGGAUGGGAAUCUUCUGCUCACCUCUGCUCCUUGGAGUGAACCCCUGUCAGCUCUGUGGAGCACAGACAGAGUCUUCAGCAGAAGGUAAACCUGUCACACACACACACUCACAGUCUCAGAAGUUCUUAUUUCUGCAGCUGUUUGAAGUUACUGACAUCUUUGAUUUUUUUCUCUCAGGCACUCAUUUGCAGAAGACAACUAUGUUGAGUUCAGUAAACUCUCUCAGGACAGGGUGAUCGGCACCAAGGACCAAGUCGCACAUGUAUGUUACUUAAAUGGACUUUGUUUUUUUUCCUUCUGUUUUUUUUUUUUUUUUGUCUCUUCCCUCCAAGUUUGUAAAAACUAACAUUUUUCUCUUUUCCUCUAUUUUAAAGUAAUUUUAUUAUUUUCUCCUUUUACACAGUAAUUUAAAAGCAAAGUACAGACAUCAAUAAACAAACAAAUCAGAGUGGCUAAGAGGGAGCAAUAAGAGAGGGAACAAGAAUAAAACAGAAAAAUUAAUAACAUUAUGAGAUGUUGGGGGAAUCUUUGAUAAUAAAAUACUUAUGAAUUGAGCAAUAAAACAUAUGAAACCAACAAAAUCCGGAAAAAAAUAUGGAAUUGACCCUGUUUUAGUAAGAAGAAGAAGAGGAAGAACUUCAUUGAUUCCCGAAGGGAAAUUCAAUUGUCUGUUGUCUCAUGUAAUAUGUGUAUAAAAGUUAUCUACUAUUUACAUAAGAGUUAUAAAGCCGGAUGGCUGUUGGUAAAAAAGAUCUUCUAAAUCUUUCUGUCCUGCAGCGAAGAGAGAAGAGCCGUCCACCACCAUUUGUAAUGCGGUCAGCUUCAAUUUAUUCUGGGAUAACUCCCAAGUAUUUGGGUUGUAGAGGCAGAGAGCAGAGCUCCUCGACUCUAUCAAGUUUGGGAAACUGCAGGGUUAGUUGUGACUGGUGGCAUGUAUAGUACUGAAUUAUGGCUUACCAUGGCAAAUAAAGCAGAGUUUUUAGAUUCUGUUGCACUCUUGCAGAAACUAACAAUAUUCAUCAUCUUUUUGCUUUACAACCCGGUUUUUGUUAUUUUUGUACAACUUAUCUUUUGUGUUGUAGAUCUAUGACAUUCAGACAGGCCAGAAGACUCUGACCCUGAAUGAUCCCGCCCUGGCCAAUAACUAUAAGAGGAAUUGUGCCACCUUCAGCCCCACAGACGAGCUGGUGCUGAAUGACGGGGUGCUGUGGGACGUCCGGACACCUCGAGCCAUCCACAAGUUUGACAAAUUCAACAUGAACAUCAGUGGGGUUUUCCAUCCCAAUGACCUGGAGGUCAUUAUCAACACGGAGAUUGUAUCCUCUGAUUUGACCUGUCUUUCCCUUUUUCUUACCGACUGGAUGGGGUGGAGUCAUGUCUCCCACGUAGAACAGCGUCUUAAAGGGACAUGAGACCAAACCUACCUACACACAUCCAAAACUAACUUUCAUUUAUUUAUGUUUUUGACACAGAAUAUAACAAUAUGGGCAUAAUGAUGUCGGUUAUUGACAAAUUUAGAUAUCGGUAAAUUUUCAGUUUAUCACCCAGCCCUACCUUCAAGCGCACCACAGCCCAGGUGCAAUAUUCAGGACAAUAUAAGUUUUCUCUUGUUUAAUCCAUGUCUGCAUUCAAUAAUUAUUUGAAGGUAAUCUGAAAAUAAUGAAUUAAGGAUAGCAAGAAAUAUUUGUGUCAAUUUCAAAUUCAAAUGAUUAAUCGUAUUUUUUUUAUCUUUUACUUUGAAAGUUAUCAUAUCUUUAAUACAUGGCCAUUUAUUAUUCUCACUACUAAGAAGAUAUCUUUUUUUUUAUCUCCAGCCUGAUUAUGUCUGUACGUUUAUCUCUUUACCUUUGUUAUUCUUUACUGGAGCCAGUUUAAGUUUUGAUUUUAUCUUGGUCUUUUUGGCCUCUAUUAGAAAGGUCAGCUGCAGAGAAACCAGAAUUGUGUGGAGUAGAGAGAGCAGGGGAAGGCAUGCAGCUUAGGUCCUUGGUUGGGAGUUGAACUAGCAGCUUUUCUGUGGAGAACUGUGGCACUUCUAUUUGGGGCACCAGCCUAUGGGGAAGUUUUAGAAGCAAACUGAUAAGAUAUUUAAAAUUGUAUAACAUAAAAAGGAUGAAAUUAGGACACUGUUUCUUUUCUAUAUUUCUCCUCUGUCACUUUGAACCUCCACACAUCUGUGUCGAUCUGUUGUUGUGAGCCUUGACAGCGUGUGUCUGUCAGUGGGACCUGAGGAGUUUCCACCUCCUGCAUACUGUCCCAGCUCUGGACCAGUGCAGACUGGUCUUCAACAGCAAUGCCACCAUCAUGUAUGGAGGUAUGUAUGGGCUGCUUUUUGUCAUUGUUACAAGCUGAUUCAGUCAGCUGUGUGUGUGCUGCGCAUGUGCACUAAGAGUGAUCUGUUAAAUACUUCUAAAGCAACAUGUGUUUUUUUCUGACUAAAUGAGAACAAGGCAAAUGAAUGCACAGCGAGUGACCUGCUGUGGUGUGUCUCUUCCAGCCAUGCUGCAGGCAGAUGAUGAAGUUGAGGCCAUGGAAGAGCAGAUCAAGAGUCCCUUUGGUUCCUCCUUCAGAACCUUUGAUGCAACAGACUACAAACCCAUUGGUAGGCUGCUUUAAGGUUUAGUACAGACUAAAAACAAACCUGUCAGCUAAAGUACAUUUCUUUGUCUGUAAUUUUCCUAAUCUUUGUUUGAGAUUCAAAAAGUGUUUAACUGUGAUGUUGGACUUUUUAAAAGUCUCUGUUGGUUUAUUUCCCUUGAGUUUUUUUGAAGGACUGUAGGUCCAGGUCGGAUCAUCUGGUCUGCAGAUAAACUGAACACAGUUAUGUUUCUUUCUCCUUCUCUUUCAGCCACUGUUGAUGUGAAGAAAAACAUUUUUGACCUGUGUACCGACAGUAAAGACUGCUACCUGGCUGUCAUCGAGGUACUCCGCUGAAAUUUGGUCCCUAAUCUAGCUAGAACUUAUGUGAAAAUUAUUGUCACUGUCCAAGAACAUAAAUCUAAAAAUGAAAGAUAUUGAGUUCAAAGAUUUGGUAAUGUUUGAGGUUUGUCUUCCUGCUCACCACUUCAAAUGAACCUUUCCAGGAUCUUUGAUAACUUUUUGUUGAUCAGCUAUUUUUCUUUCACGUUGUAGUUGUUUAUACCUUUUUUGUUUUAAAAAUGAGUUAGCAUUUUUUCCACAAUUGUCAUAUUUUAGUAAUAUUUCAUCCCAUUGAUCACAUUUGAAUCCACAUGUUCAGUAUCAGUUUUUUUUCCCUCAUUGAUGCUGCAGAAUCAGGACACAGUGAGCAUGGACACAGUGUGUCGCCUGUACGAGAUCGGGAGACACAAACUGGCAGAAGAGGGAGACGAUGAUGAUCAGGUGAGACUUAAAGGCCUGAACAGGUGACGGUCUUUACAUCAGUCCAUGUUUGGUUUGGUUAACUUGAAAAUAUCAGUUUUAUAGUAGGGAGUGUAUUUUGGCCAAUAGUUAAAGGAUAAUUAAGCUUGCAGGUAGCUUGCACACUGAACUCUUUUUAACAGUAGAUCACAGUAGCAUUAUUUUCGCAAUCUCAAAGUGUUCGUCACAAUCAGUGCGUGUGUGUGUGAGGGUUAAUCCAAAGUCAAGGUGCCUCCAAGAGUAAUAUGGUGCCUCUUGCAUAAGUGUAAAAAAAAACUGCAGCAGUGUGUCCGAUUCUGCUCAUGUGGUUGAUAUUUUAUCUCUAAUGCUUGUGAUGUUCCUGCAGGAUGAGGACCAGGAUGACGAUUCCUCAGACACAUAUCAAGGUGAUAUGGAUGAUUUAGACAUAGAUCGGAUCCUAGCGGAAUUGAACAGUAAUGAAGACCUUGAUGAUGCAGAACAAGGGGACCAAGAAAACUCUUCCUCAGAUGAAGAGGUAACGAGAUGCUGUGGCUUAAAAACGAGUCAGUCUGAUAGCUCUUUUCACAACAAACCACAAUCACCAUACCUGCUGAGUCGUAGUUGCUGGAAAGUUUUGGUGGGAAAGAGUUUGGCUGUAGAGCCUGAAAGUCUUUUUGUUAAUUUUCAGGUUUUAUCUUGUCUAUAUGUUUUUUUUUUUUUUUUUUUUCAAUUCAAACUCAAGAAAAAAAUUGUUAUAAAUUUUUUUUAUCUCUCUGGAGCUCAAAGACAGCUCUAAGUCAUCUUUUAUUUUUGCCCCCAAAACCAACUUACGUACACAGCUCAACCUACCUGCUCAUCUUUAAUACUACCAUUUAAUUAUUUUGUUGAGUCUUUUAUCCAAUUUUAACCCACAAAUACAAAAUCUGAAAAUAUAUUUGAGGGGUUAAAAUGUGUACAUUAUUCAUCUUUGUCUCUAUUUUUAUUAUACUGUCUGUUUUCUGUUCGGACUCUGCUUGAGUAUUUGUUUUAAACACCUCCUCUAAGGUUGCAGAUCAUCUGGAUGACAACAGCAAUGAUGACAACGGGGACGGAAGUGACAACGAGGAUUCAGUAGUCUCAGAGCAGUCGCAUGGAAGCAAUGAAGGGUCAUCGGACGAUUUGUGUAAGUAACAAAGUUUGUCUAAAAGCAAAAGCAACAGAGAAGCCUCAACCUUACAGACUGGUUGCUGAAUCUGGUGUGAAGCUGGGAAAGGGCGACAUUGUAGACCUUGUUAAUUUUGCUGUUAAGUGAUGAAUUUUAAUGAGGGAGCCAAUGAGUUUUAGCACUUUGAUAAUACAUCAGAAUACUACCUGCAUUUUACACAUAAACCUAAGGCUUAACAUGGAAGUGUAUACUGACAGUAUUUGUUAUGUUUAUAUUCAUGCAGCAGAUUUUCAAGCGUCAUCAGAUGAUGAUGAUGAUGAUGAUGAUGAUGAUGAUGCGUCUGAGCUUCUUCGGGCUUUCUACGAGAGCUACUCCCCCUAACCUGGAGAAAAAAAUCUCUUUUCUCUCAAAAAGAACCUUUACAUGACUUUUGUUUCUUUUUUAACCACCAUUUCUCCUUUAUCAGGAAAGUAAACUGUGAAUAAACUGAUAUGCACAUCAGUGUCCUGGAGGUUAAAAUCAUAGAAAUUAAAGGGAAAGCAGUGAUGACAAAUAAAUAUUAAUCAUAGUUCAGGGGCUCGCAUGAGAGGACAGACUUUUUGGAGAGAGCAGAUCUAAUGGGAGGUAAAGGGAAAUUUGAACACAAUCCCCUGCUCAAGAGAAGAGGUUGUUCUAAUUUCAAGUACAUUUUGUUGCCGUUGUGCUCACACAAGUCUAGUCAACCAAGUAAUGUAACUUUCUAUCAGGGAGAUUUUUUUUUUUACUCAUAGAUGAGUCAUUUAGGUUUAAUCUCAGUCAAAAAUACUCAGAGCCUGACAACAAAAUUGAGUUGUAUUUAAGACACUAAACACAACCUCUUCUGGUUUUACUGAGACCCCUAUCGUUUCAGGAGAAUAAGCUGAGAAGGUGCUUCAAGUCCAUUCAACAUUUUCCAACGUAUCAAGUCUUCCAUAGAAGUGAAGUUAUUUUUUUAAAGAGUAAACAAAAAGGUAAAUACUCCUAAAGCUUUGUGGACAAGGGGAAAUUACCAAACUUCCAGGCUCAAUAAAACUCAAAUAACAGCCAGAUAUUUUUGGCUUGAUGUCCGUAGAUCUAAUGGUCUGCUUCACCCUAAACUCAUUUCUCCCCCAUCUCUGGUUUUACUCACUGUCUAGUUUCUUUCAUCCUAAUUGUUCUAACUAACUUCUGUGUCUGUAAAAGAAUUGGAGAGCCCACUUCUUCAGGAAUAGAUAGUGCAGAGGUACAGUUUCUGUGAGCUGAAACCAGCAGUUGAACCAAACUGAUGCAUUGCUCACUCAGAGCCGCUUCCUUUCUUUGAUUUUGUACAGAAUUUUUCAAGAAAAAAAAAAUGCAAACCAAAAAAAAAAAAUGUUUUUGAAAGGAUAACCCACAUGAUGCAGGUUUCCAUUUUUCUUUGCAGUCUUUUAAUUUAGUUUUAUUUAAAUUAUUUUUAAUGUUUUGUGAUUUAAUUUUUUUGCAUUAAUUUAAUUUAUUUGGCUUUGUUUGAUUUGACAUACAGGGAGAAAAGAGAGUUUAAUUUUACUGUUUGAUGCAUUUACUCUCUGUAUUCUCCAGGUCUCCUAUUGUUUGAUAGAAGACUAAAUGUAGACUAAGAAAAUAGAUUCUAUUUUUGGUGUGCUUUUUGUUAAAAAUCUAUAAUGCCUUCAAAGCAUCAACUGUUUCAAGUAUAGACAACCUGCUGAGCUCUCCAAAAUGUAGAGACAAGAGUGUUCAGAGCUACAGGGAAAAUAGUCAAAUCAAUGUUAAGCAUAAGUCAUGCCUGAUCAUUUUAUUUUGUAGCAGCUGAUGAUAGCUGACAAGAACAUCAAUUCAAGUCAAGUCAAGUCUUAUCUUCAAUAAGAACAUAAAAAAAUGGCAGUAAAGUAAAAGUAUAAUGCUUUCUACAGCUUUAAGUGAAGCUGCAAAAGUAGCUUCACUUGUAAUGAUGUCAGUGUAGAAACUUUAUUUGCCAGUAUCAGUGAUGUGAAAGUUUCCAAAUCGUUUGAUAUUUUACAUAAUCUAGCAAAAUUUUCAUUAUUAGCUGCUACCAAGCUCAUUACAUAAAGUUUUUUUUCUUUUAUCCAUCACUCUGACCUCAUCACUGACCAGUAAGCCUUCAGGUGACGGCUUUUGCCGUCGUUACGGGUUAAAGAUCCAGCCAUCAUAAACUAUCCACCUAUUUUAGCUCACAUAAAGGUGUGGGUUUCUCUGUUUUGUAACUGCGUCAAACAAUCUACAACAGAUCUCAUGAAAUUUAAGGACCCAUGAUUGUAUCUGUAGCACCCGGGGGUGUUUUUUGUUGGGAUUACAACCUAAAGCCAUGUUAAAGUUUGUUUUUCAUGCCACAGAGCCAUAGGAUUUACAUUUUACAAGAGACUGUUUUGUAUUUAAAACACUUUGAAAAGUUGUAAAUGUUAGUAAAAUGAACAGUCUAUACAUCAGCUGUUGAGUUCUGCUUUGAUAAUAAAGUACU